AUGACUGCUGGAUUCGCACCCAGGCCGGAGCAUGGCCAAAUCGCCUCGUCCGCGUCUCAGUCAAGCUCCAAGUCAGUCGCGCGCCAAUGGUUCCAGCAUGCCACCGCCCCACGCGUCUACACCAAUGCCGUGAUGGUCGACGCCAUUCGCGCCGAAUACCCCCAGCUCCAUCUGACCGUCGUGCCUCCAGUCAGCUGCGAUCUCGUCAGUUGGGCUGCCGCAGGUCAUGCGGGCCUCGCUGCCAUUGACAAGGAAUCAGACCGGCUGCGCGUGCAGAAUUACCUCCCCCCCGCAACCCGAGUCGGCGGCCAACGCGGCACCAUCUCCGAGGCCGUUGAUUUCGGGAAAUUCUUACUUGAUUGGAAGGGCAAAGAGUUCGUUGUGUACAUCCAAUCUGGCAGGGACGGUAUGGAGCCCUGGCCGGCGGAUGUGUAUCAGUACAUCCUCUCGCCCUCCGUCGACUCCACAAACAAAUUGCUUAUGGAUGCUGGCGUCUGGACGAGCGAGUUGCACGAUGAAAUCUGGGUCUUCGACCAGGGGUAUUGGCAGAAGAGUCGAGAGCUCUACGAGAGCAUCAAAAAGGCGAGCUGGGAUGAUGUGAUUCUCGACGAAAAGAUGAAAAAGAGCAUCAUCCAAGAUGUGGACAACUUCUUCAACGGGCACGAGACCUACGACCGCCUCUCUGUCCCGUGGAAGCGUGGAGUCAUCUAUUACGGGCCUCCGGGCAACGGCAAGACAAUCAGCAUCAAGGCCAUGAUGAGCGCGCUGUACAAGCGAAAGGACCCCAUCCCUACCCUAUACGUCAAGAGCUUGAGCAGCUUCGCAGGACCAGAGUACUCGAUAAAUAACAUCUUCUCCCUCGCGCGACGUACCGCCCCGUGCUACCUCGUCUUCGAGGACCUCGAUUCUAUCGUUUCCGACAAUGUGCGAUCCUUUUUUCUCAAUGCUGUUGACGGUAUUCAGAAAAACGAUGGCAUUCUCAUGGUGGGCUCCACAAAUCACCUGGAACGACUGGAUCCGGGAAUCUCCAAGAGGCCCAGCCGCUUCGAUCGCAAAUACCUCUUCCCUAAUCCAAACGAAAAGGAGAGGACCAUGUACAUGAAGUACUGGCAAGGAAAGUUGGAGGGCAAAUCGGAAGUCGAACUGCCGGACAAGCUGUGUGCGGCCAUUGCGAAGAUCACCAAAGACUUCUCAUUUGCAUACCUUCAGGAGGCCAUGGUGAGCUCUCUGCUGUUGAUUGCAAGGGAUGCUGAAGACGGCGACGAAGAGGAUGCGUCUCUGCACGAAACAACGUGUCUGGAAUGCAUGGACUCGCACGACAAGCCGCGCAGCGGAGGCACGUGUGACAGAGAGACGACGCGGCCGUUCAAAGGCCUCUACGAUUGGGUGUGGGCGGUUCGUCAACUAGAGCAAUCCGGCGGUGGGGACGACGACCUCGACUCCUAUUUGUUGUGGAGGGUCAUCAAGAAACAGAUCCGGAUUCUGAGAGAAGAGAUGGAUAAUGAGAAGGAGGGCAAGAAGUGA
This is a messenger RNA of Neohortaea acidophila, 1524 nucleotides long. RefSeq names its product P-loop containing nucleoside triphosphate hydrolase protein. Gene Ontology annotation, biological process: protein import into peroxisome matrix. NCBI's taxonomy places the organism in Eukaryota, Fungi, Ascomycota, Dothideomycetes, Mycosphaerellales, Teratosphaeriaceae. Bases 1 to 1524 code for a protein of 507 amino acids. Gene Ontology annotation, molecular function: ATP hydrolysis activity; ATP binding. The record is from RefSeq and is a predicted model, not a curated record. Gene Ontology annotation, cellular component: cytosol; peroxisomal membrane. The transcript has 3 exons.